AUGUCAGAACCCAUCACGCUCAAUGUUGGAGGAAAACUCUAUACCACCUCUCUGUCCACCCUGACUAGCUUUCCAGACUCCAUGCUGGGGGCCAUGUUUAGCGGGAAGAUCCCAACCAAGAAGGACAGCCAAGGCAACUGCUUUAUCGACAGAGAUGGCAAAAUCUUCCGCUAUAUCCUGAACUUCUUACGAACUUCUCACUUGGACCUCCCCGAAGACUUUCAGGAAAUGGGCUUACUUCGACGGGAGGUAGAUUUUUAUCAAAUUCAGCCACUGAUUGAGGCCUUGCAGGAGAAGGAGGUGGAGCUUUCUAAAGCGGAGAAGAAUGCUAUGCUCAACAUCACCCUCGAUCAGAAGACCCAGACUGUUCACUUCACAGUCCGAGAAGCACCCCAGAUCUACAGCCUGUCUUCCUCCAACAUGGAAGUGUUCAGUGCUCAUAUCUUCUCCACGUCAUGUCUGUUCCUCAAGCUUCUUGGUUCCAAACUUUACUAUUGCUUCAACGGAAACCUCUCUUCAAUAUCCAGCUACCUGCAGGACCCCAACCAUUUGACCUUGGAUUGGGUUGCAAGUGUGGAAGGUCUUCCCGAAGAGGAGUACACCAGGCAGAACUUAAAGAGACUCUGGGUGGUGCCAGAUAAUAAGCAAAUCAAUAGUUUCCAGGUGUUUGUGGAAGAAGUGCUAAAAAUAGCCAUGAGUGAUGGUUUCUGCAUAGAUUCUUCUCAUCCACAUACUUCAGAUUUCAUGAAUAAUAAGAUUAUUCGUCUAAUUCGGUACAAGUAG
Messenger RNA from Gavia stellata (red-throated loon), 783 nucleotides. It is a transcript of the gene KCTD21, whose product is annotated as potassium channel tetramerization domain containing 21. The transcript has a single exon. The record is from RefSeq and is a predicted model, not a curated record. The coding region runs from base 1 to 783 and encodes 260 amino acids. Gene Ontology annotation, biological process: ubiquitin-dependent protein catabolic process; protein homooligomerization. Lineage: Eukaryota; Metazoa; Chordata; Aves; Gaviiformes; Gaviidae. Gene Ontology annotation, molecular function: cullin family protein binding; histone deacetylase binding.